AUGAUUGUGUUGAAUUUGCACCACCACAUUUUCACACACCCAAUUGGAAAAUGCAGUCUCUACAAUCAUUUGUUUCCAUUUUAAUAUUUGUAGUUCUUGCGUUUGAUGUUUGUGAAUCCGGUGAUUGUAACAAUCCCUUGAAGAGCAUUACUGUUGGUCAAUCAGGCAAAACAGAUUUUAAGACAAUUCAAAGUGCCAUUGAUUCUGUCCCAGCAGGAAAUUCUCAAUGGAUUCAUAUCCAAAUUUCUUCUGGUGUUUACAAAGAGCAUGUCUUAAUUCCCAAAAACAAACCAUGCAUUUAUCUUGAAGGAGCUGGUAGUCAGUCUACAAGUAUAGAAUGGGGCUCUCAUGAGAAUGCUACUUUCGAUAUAAAAGGAAGCAAUACUGUUGCAAAGGGCAUAACUUUUACGAAUACGCUAAACAGCCCCGUAUUAUCAAACGCCAUUGCCGUCACACAAGCCAAAGCUGCCAAAAUCCAUGCAGAUAAAUGUGCUUUCUAUAGUUGUUCUUUUCUUGGGGUGCAAGAUACAAUAAACGAUGACGAUGGUCGCCAUUACUACAAAAACUGUUACAUCCAAGGUUCAACCGAUUUCAUAUAUGGGAAUGGUCAAUCACUCUUUGAGGCAAGUACAAUAUAUUUUUCAAACGGAAAAUCUAGUCUGCACCAGGAUGGGGUUAUUACAGCACAAUAUAGAAAUUCACCAAAUGAUCCAAGUGGGUUUGUGUUUAAAAAUUGUAACAUAAGUGGGACAGGAUAUAAGACUGAACUUGGAAGGCCUAUGAGACCUUAUGCAAGAGUCAUCAUAGCUUAUUCUUACCUAUCAGAUGUUGUUAGACCUGAGGGUUGGAGUCAGUUCAAAUAUGUCGGCCAGGAAGAAAACCUUACUUUUGUGGAGGAGGGAUGCACAGGACCUGGAGCAGACAAAUCAAACCGCGUGAAAUGGAUGAAGAGUAUGAGUGGACCUGAACUUGAUAAAUUCUUGAGUCUCUCUUUUAUUGAUCAAGAUGGAUGGAUUUCCAAAUUGCCACCUAGCAUAUUCCAUUAAAUGCUUAAUACUUUGAAUGAAAAAAAAAUUAGAUUAAAGUAUUAGCAGGCUGAUCAGUUAAAGUUCAAUGCUAAAGAGAGUUACAUGUGGUUGCUUUUGUUGCAAGUCAUCACAACAAUGUCCAGUUACUAAGUUACUUGAAGUUAGUUAGCUAGAAAGGUAAGAAGUAAGUUAUUAUAUGCAGUUAUGUAGAUUAGAGCAAGUGUCAAUAAUAUGUACAUGAAUAAGAAUGUAUUAUGCUUCAUUAUCAGUUGAGUUGAAUAAAAUUCUCCAUAAUAUUUUCAGGA
This is a messenger RNA of Lathyrus oleraceus (garden pea), 1333 nucleotides long. RefSeq names its product probable pectinesterase 29. Gene Ontology annotation, biological process: pectin catabolic process; cell wall modification. The transcript is spliced from 5 exons. Gene Ontology annotation, molecular function: pectinesterase activity. Lineage: Eukaryota; Viridiplantae; Streptophyta; Magnoliopsida; Fabales; Fabaceae. Bases 51 to 1046 code for a protein of 331 amino acids. The record is from RefSeq and is a predicted model, not a curated record.